AUGAAUGAAGGAGACAUUGAUAUAACACGUAUGAAACAAUUUGAUAUAUAUGCAUCCUUUAAAAAUGAGGGAUACAUAUCAAGCAUAGACAUAUUAAAUAACUUAAUUGCAACUACGGAUACUAAGAAUACUAUAAAAAUAUAUGACAUGUUCGAAAAAAAAGAAAAAUUAACUUAUAGUAUUGAAGAUAUAGUAAUUAAUGACAUUAAAUUACUGAAGGAAAAUAUUUUAAAGGAGAAUGAUGAUUGUAAUCCAGAUUUUGAAGUGAACGAAUGUUUAUUUAGUGCAUAUGAAAAUCAAAAAAAAUGUAAAAUAUAUCAUUUUCAUUUAUUAGACAAAAAGAUAAUACAUGUAUUUGAAUUUUCUGGUGAAAUUGUAGAAAAUAGUUUCGUUUUACACCCAAAUACACAUAUAUUUAUUGUUGCAUUAAAAAAUAAAGAGCUUUUAAUUUGUCAUGUAAAAGAUAAAACAACCAUUUACAGAACGAGUGUACACAAUGAACAGUGCAUAGUUAAUUAUAACAAAUCUGGAAUUAUAUAUGCUUACACAGUUACUGAAAAUUUGAUAUAUCUAUGUAGCUGUUUUGGAGAUGAUUAUAAUGAUGAAUAUUUUGCAAAUUUUGACAUUUCAAAAUUAACUGUGAAUAAUAAUAUUUGCACACACAUUGAUUUCUCUUUUGAUGAAAAGAAAAUGCUCAUAGCAACACAAUAUGGCAAUAUAUAUACAUUAGACGCAUACACAGGGGAUGUACUAUAUUCAUACAGUUUUUUGUACGAGAACAGUUACCCAUCUCCUUCCCCCUCCGUAUUAUCCUAUCCCAUUUAUUCAUUUGAUUCUAAUUAUGUACUCUCGGGAGGAAGAGAUGGGAAUCUACAUUUCUGGGAUGUGAAGGGAAACUUUAUAUGCAAAAAAAAAAUUGACAACAAUGUUUUGUUUGUGAAAUGGGUAUAUAACAGAGUUGCCUUUGUGACAACUAGCAAUUACCUCUUAAUCUGGCAAAUACCAAAAAAUGAUUAG
Messenger RNA from Plasmodium gonderi, 1017 nucleotides. Its product is annotated as WD domain, G-beta repeat domain containing protein. NCBI's taxonomy places the organism in Eukaryota, Apicomplexa, Aconoidasida, Haemosporida, Plasmodiidae. The record is from RefSeq and is a predicted model, not a curated record. The transcript is spliced from 4 exons. Gene Ontology annotation, cellular component: Set1C/COMPASS complex. Bases 1 to 1017 code for a protein of 338 amino acids. Gene Ontology annotation, molecular function: protein binding; chromatin binding.